This is a messenger RNA of Rhinolophus ferrumequinum (greater horseshoe bat), 1186 nucleotides long. RefSeq names its product NAD(P)H quinone dehydrogenase 1 (gene NQO1). Gene Ontology annotation, cellular component: cytosol. Gene Ontology annotation, molecular function: NAD(P)H dehydrogenase (quinone) activity. The transcript has 6 exons. Bases 226 to 1050 code for a protein of 274 amino acids. The record is from RefSeq and is a predicted model, not a curated record. NCBI's taxonomy places the organism in Eukaryota, Metazoa, Chordata, Mammalia, Chiroptera, Rhinolophidae.
UUCCUUCUUGGAACUGCAGCCACAGCGAGCUCCGCCCUGUGCCCCACGGCUCGGGUGGCCGGCUCCGCCUUUGCUGGCUACCAGGCUCCUGUGGGCCGGGCUGGGCCAGGACAGGUAUAAAGCCGCCAGAGCUCAGCGGGCAGCACCGCAAGGCUCGCAAAACCUCGGCCCCGCCACAGUUGCCCGGAGCACCGCAGUCCAGCCAAGCAGCGCACCGCGGGGCCCAUGGCUGCCAGAAAAGCACUGAUUGUACUGGCUCAUGAAGAGAGGACGUCCUUCAACUAUGCCAUGAAGGAGGCUGCUGUAGAGGCUUUGAAGAGGAAAGGAUGGGAGGUCACUGUGUCGGACCUGUAUGCCAUGAACUUCAAUCCUGUCAUCUCCAGAAAGGACAUCACAGGUAAACCGAAGGACCCUGAGAACUUUAAGUAUCCUGCCGAGUCCGUUCUAGCUUAUAAAGACGGCCGUCUGAGCCCAGAUAUUGUGGCCGAACAAAAGAAGCUGGAAGCUGCAGACCUUGUGAUUUUUCAGUUCCCACUGCAGUGGUUUGGAACCCCUGCUAUCCUCAAAGGCUGGUUUGAGCGAGUGCUUAUCGGGGAGUUUGCUUAUACGUAUGCUGCCAUGUAUGACAAGGGACCUUUCCGGAAUAAGAAGGCAGUGCUCUCCAUCACCACUGGUGGCAGCGGCUCCAUGUACUCUCUGCAGGGUAUCCACGGGGACAUGAAUAUCAUUCUCUGGCCAAUUCAGAGUGGCACUCUGCAUUUCUGUGGCUUCCAAGUCUUGGAACCUCAACUGACAUACAGUGUUGGGCACAUUCCCGCGGAUGCCCGAAUUCAGAUCCUGGAAGGAUGGAAGAAACGCCUGGAGAAUAUCUGGGAUGAGACUCCACUCUAUUUUGUUCCAAGUAGUUUCUUUGACCUAAACUUCCAGGCUGGAUUCUUAAUGAAAAAGGAGUUGCAGGAAGAGCAGAAAAACAAGAAAUCUGGCCUUUCUGUGGGCCAUCACUUGGGCAAGCCCAUCCCGGCUGACAACCAGAUCAAAGCCAGAGAGUAAGAGUCACAAGACUUGAUUUCCUUCUAAAAUGUAGCUAAAUCUAGGUUUAUUUUUCAGGCUUCCGUGAUUUGCUUUAGUUUUUAAGAUUUGUGUUUUUCUUUUUCCAUGAAGAAUGAAUAGGAGAAAGAAUAGACUG